Molecule: messenger RNA, 1561 nt
Organism: Artibeus jamaicensis (Jamaican fruit-eating bat)
Lineage: Eukaryota; Metazoa; Chordata; Mammalia; Chiroptera; Phyllostomidae
Product: translation initiation factor IF-2-like
Exons: 3
Coding region: 214-969 (251 amino acids)
Source: RefSeq, a predicted model, not a curated record
UUAUCACAAGUUUCUAGCAGGUGAAGGGAAACCAAAACCAGCUGGAGGAAGCUGGCUCAUCCCCAUCUUCAUUACUGCUCAGGGAGCCAGUGACACCUCCGCCCGAUAUGCCACUAGACACCCCCAAAACUCCUGCUCUGGCCCCACUCGCAGACCCACCGGGAGAGGGAGGAGAUAAGAGGGUUCAGCCAGCCCCGGAACCCGGACAAACAAAUGCUGUCGGAGAGCCCGGGGGAAGGAUGGAGGGAGGAGGAACUGGGGAGGGCGAGGGGAGCCUUGAGAAAAGGGUCAGUGUACAGGCAGUUCGUUACCUUCGCCGCCCGCUUGCUCGCCGUCAUCUCGGGUCCGAGUGUGCGCUCCGGCGACUCAGCGGCGGUGUACGCCCGCCCGCGGCCCGGCGCGCCCCGCCCCGAGCACCCCACCUCCGGAAACCCCGCCCGCGCGCACGCGGGGGCGAGGGAACCCGCUCCGUCCUUCUCCGCUGAUCUCGGGAAGCCGCGGAGGGCGGGGGACGACUGGGCCCGGCCCGCUCUCUGGCGCGGUGGGCUCGGGCCCCCGCCACUCGCGCUCUCCGUCGGGCACGCAGCGUGGCCGGGCCCGGGCGUCCCGCUGGGGGGCGCCGUGCACCAAGCGGCGAGCGCUCGGAGGACGCUGGCUCCACACGCGCAGCUCGCGACAGAUCGCUCGGCCGUCUCCACCCUCAAAUCGCCGCAGAGAGCUCCCCCAGCCAGCUCCCGGAGCCCCUUGGACGAGUCAUUUCCCCCAUCUGGGCCCCGUACCCCACCUCCAAAAACGGGUGGGGGGCGAUGUAGGCUAUAUGCCCCCCAAGGGCCCCUCCCCCUUGCAGUUUGUGCGGUCCAGUCUUCAGUGGCAAAUUGCAGGGUCAUUUCUCCCAGGCGACGGCUGGAUUGUGCACAGCACCGCGAGGGGACGCUGUUGGACCCAUCCUCAAUCUUUGAGGGGCUCUAGGGCAGAGACCCCUGCCCCAGCCAGGAUCUGAGGCCACAGUGGAAGAGCAGCCCCUGAGCCCCGAGCAACAUUCGCGGAGGAAUAUCCUAGUAAUAACGAGACUACUGGGAGGAUUGAACCCGUCUUCCUCACCCCCAGCGCUUUCGUUCGGUCCAGAUGAGAAAAGAAUUCGGCAUGUUUUGAGCCCCUAUUUUGAGUUCUGCGCUCACUAUCUCAUGUAGUUUUUAUCUAAGUUUCGUGGAAUCUGAAAUCGAAUGACUUCUCUGCUCAGAUGUGCGAUGUAUUUGCAGAACGAUUAGUUGUUUAAUUCAAGCCGAUAAACUUUAACCAGGCACCCUCUGUAUGCCAGGAAUGAAUAGCACACUGUCCACAGUCCCUUAAUCUAGGUAGUGAUGAGGGAAUCGAGGUGUUUGACCCUACCCCUGGUCACUCACCUCAGUUCACAUGCGUUUUGUGUACUGUGGAGUGUCAGGCACUAACUUUCAGGGAAUUAGCACAAUGAGAGUGAGGGGUCCCAUCCUGCCCUUGAGGAGGGUAAGAACACAGCCUUACAUUUUUAUUUUAUUUAUUUCUUUAUGUAUUGAUUUGCGAA